This is a messenger RNA of Theobroma cacao (cacao), 1536 nucleotides long. RefSeq names its product PETER PAN-like protein (gene PPAN). Gene Ontology annotation, molecular function: rRNA binding. Gene Ontology annotation, cellular component: preribosome, large subunit precursor. Gene Ontology annotation, biological process: ribosomal large subunit assembly; rRNA processing. Lineage: Eukaryota; Viridiplantae; Streptophyta; Magnoliopsida; Malvales; Malvaceae. The record is from RefSeq and is a predicted model, not a curated record.
GCCCUUCUUCUCUUCCAAAACCCAGCUGACGAAACCCUGCGCCUCUUUGUAAUCCACGACCCUCGUUAAGCCAGCGGUCUGCGGCAUCUCCGUCCUCCCAUAGUGCCUGCGCCAUGGCUCGUUUACGUAACAGAAAGAAGAAGGUUUUCCUGAAGCCAAUUGUGAAGAAGAAGCAGGAGCAGCAGCAGCAACCCAAUGUGGACCCAAUAACAGGGAAUAAAAUCCCAAAGAGUUUUGUGUUUUCGAGAGGGAAGCUGCCUGGUCCGCUUAGGCAACUUCAAAUGGACUUGAGAAAGCUGAUGCUUCCUUACACUGCUCUCAAACUUAAGGAGAAGAAGCGGAACAAUCUGAAAGACUUUUUGAAUGUUGCAGGGCCAAUGGGUGUAACCCAUUUCCUCAUUUUAUCUAAAACCGAAACUUCACCUUUCCUGAGGGUGGCAAAGACCCCUCAAGGCCCUACUCUUACAUUUAAAAUACAUGAGUAUUCCUUGGCGGUUGAUAUUGCACAAUCUCAAUUGCGCCCUAGAUGUCCUCAGGAUCUUUUCAAAAAUUCUCCUUUGAUUGUUCUGUCUGGCUUUGCAACAGGAGAUGAACAUUUAAAGCUCACGACUACCUUGUUCAAGAACAUCUUUCCAGAUAUUGAUAUUAACACUGUUAAACUUUCUUCCUGCCAGAGAAUUGUGUUACUUAAUUACAACAAAGACACAAAGCUUAUUGAUUUUCGACAUUAUUCUAUCAGACUACAGCCUGUUGGUGUCUCCCGGAGAAUCAGAAAAUUUGUGCAGAACCAUCAAGUACCUGAUCUUAGGAAUCUUCAAGAUGUGAGCGACUUUGUCACUAAAUCUGGUUAUGGAUCAGAAAGUGAAGCUGAUGAGGAAGCUGCAACAGUUACUCUGACUAGUGAUCUUAGUAGAGUUAAUCGCGCAUCUACAAAAAGUGCUGUCAAGCUUCAAGAAAUUGGACCUAGAAUGACUCUCCAACUCAUCAAAGUUGAGGGUGGACUAUGUUCUGGUGAAGUUAUGUUCAGUGAAUAUGGAAAUGGUGGCAAUAAGAAAAAGCCAGACGGUCAGGAAGAUAGUGAGAAAGAUAACGAAAUGGAAGGUAGUGAUGACGAUAAUGAAGAGGAGGAUAGUGAUGAAGAUAUUGAAGAAAAUGAGGAAGAUGAUGAAGAAGAUUAGUGCUUCAGCAAAAUGGAAGGGUUACAACUUCCAUUGGUUCAUUAAAUCACAUGAUAUACAUAAUUCGUCAUGCUCGUCACAUGGGAAAGAUGCUGCUUUAAAAGUCAGAGAGAUCCUCCAUCAUUAGGGGAUCUCUUCAGCUUUCAUGCCAGUUAGCUUUUUGUUUUCUUUUUUACUUUCCCGUUUUGUCUUUUCCUCUUAAAUUUUUGCUUACACUUGUUGUAGAAGAUCCUUAUAUUCUGAUAUGAGAAAGAAAAAUACAAUCAGUGUCAAUUUUUUUUUUUUCCUUUGACAAGUGAGAAGAGUUCUUAUGUUAUUGGAAGAAAUAUAUCUGAUGAAAUUCAAAACUUUUCCACCC